AUGAAUUCCAACCAAGAUUAUUCAUCCAUACGCACGCUCAUUAGGUCCAACGAGAACCCUAAUGCCAUCGUCCUCCCCCCAUCUUCAGAGCCUGCCGAGUACAAUACCAAUUACGUCUUCUACUGGAAUAGCGUCGGUCUUGAUCUCGUCAGACUUGUGACUUCAAUAGAGGGAAAUACGAACAAUCCGCCGCCCGCCGCACCACAAAAUGGACCGCCGUCCGCCGCGAGAUCUCUCGGUAUCUUGCAUCUCGCCAUUAACGAUGCUUACUUUGCAAUCAAUCCAGACAAGAAAGGCGUCAACACUACUUAUCUGACACCCAACAGCACGAACCCGAAAGCUGUGCUCCCUGCUCUUGACGGUGCAACGGAUGCACGUCUCGCCGUCGCAGGAGCUGCAAACACUGUACUCAUUACGCUUUUCACGACAGCCAGUGGUACCGUCCCGUUUGCUACAACCGAUAUGCUCACCCAAUUCCUAAAUAACGCGGUCUCGAAUUUCCCCAAUCUAGACACUUUAUCCUCAAGCUAUCAAUUCGGCGUUGCAGUUGGAAAUGCAAUGCUCAAUUUUCUCAACAACGGGUUUUUUGGCCAAGACUCUUACCGUCCCACUCCUGGGUUGUACAAGUUCGGCGAUGACCCCACCAACCCAGUGAGAAUUGUCCCCGUGAACCCAAACGACCCCGACGGACCACAGCGAGCAAUUCGCUUCUAUCAGGCCCCCUUCUACGGCAUGACCGCUCAACGCGUGGCGGUUCAAGGACAGGUAAACGGCAAAUUCGACGAGCACCUCAUCGCGGACCCACCCGUGGGUUUUGGCACCAACGACCCAGAUGAGUACUACUCUGCGUUCAAUGACAUCUACCGUGAAGGUGGUCGAUUCGAUUUGAACUCCACAAAGCGCACGCCCUCACAGACGGUGACGGGUUUCACCUGGGCCUACGAUGGCUCGAAUCUGCUCGGCACGCCUCCUCGUGUCUUCAACCAAUGUCUUCGCAACAUCGCUUGGCAGAGAAAAGUCGCGGGGCCAACGGACGAAGCGACCAACGCAGAUUUCGUGCGUGUCUUUGCUCUCUUCAACACCGCACUGGCCGACGCGGGAAUCUUCGCCUGGCAAGAGAAAUACUGCUUCGAGUUCUGGCGUCCCUUGUCCGGCGUCCGUUUCGAUCCGACUUCCGCGGCAGACCCCUUCUGGUUCACAGAGGGUGCUCCAGACACCAACAGCAACCACUUCAACUUCAAGCCCCCCUUCCCGUCCUACCCCUCCGGCCACGCCACUUUCUCCGGUGCCUCUUUCCAAAUCCUCCGCUUGUACUACAAGAGACGUGACAACCUUCCCUUCGCCGACGACGCCCCCGAUGACAUCUCCUUCGACUUGAUCUCCGACGAACUCAACGGCAUCAGCCGCGACCUCUACAACGACUACAUCCCAUCCCAGCCCAUCACCGACCAGCUCGGCAACGUCCGCACGUUGGUUCCCCGCCAUUUCGACAGCGUUUGGGACGCCAUGUUCGACGCAGCCCUCAGCCGCGUCUUCCUAGGCGUCCACUGGCGCUUCGACGCUUUUGCGUCCAAGGACAUCCUCGUGUCCACCAAUGUCAAUCCCAAUGGCACGAGCCAGUAUAAGAAUGCUCAAGAUAUCAGAUACGUGACCACGGGUCCCAGGCGCGAUAGGCCUGGUCAGCAGUUCCCAAUUGGCGGUGUCCCGUUGGGAAUCGGCAUUGCGAAUGAUAUCUUUGAGAGCAAUCUCAAACCUACGCCUACGGACUUGCAGCCUGAUGGCAGGCACAAGUGCGGUGAUCCUAAGAAAUUGGGUUAG
Molecule: messenger RNA, 1818 nt
Organism: Letharia columbiana
Lineage: Eukaryota; Fungi; Ascomycota; Lecanoromycetes; Lecanorales; Parmeliaceae
Exons: 1
Coding region: 1-1818 (605 amino acids)
Molecular function (GO): peroxidase activity
Source: RefSeq, a predicted model, not a curated record